AUGUUUGGAUGUUUAAUUAAACCUAUGGAUAUAAUUGGAUGUGGAAUUUAUUUUCCACAAUUAAAUAAUGAAAAUAAUUCUGCUCAACUUUUCUUUACUCUUAAUGGAAAAAAGAAAGGAAAAACAAUUUUUGUUGAGUUAAAUGAUGAUAAGGAUUCUCUUUUGUUUUAUCCAAAUGUUAGUCUUUUUUGUUGUUCAGUUGAAGCUAAUUUUGGUACAAAUAAAUUUCUUUACAAAAUUGGUGAAUUUAAGGAAUGA
Molecule: messenger RNA, 258 nt
Organism: Meloidogyne enterolobii
Lineage: Eukaryota; Metazoa; Nematoda; Chromadorea; Rhabditida; Meloidogynidae
Source: the annotation of a GenBank genome assembly